AUGGCGCCGGCGCCGGCAGCGGACGAUGCGACCGCACGUUUCCUCGAACAGCUUACAGCGAUGAGAACGGCGAUCGCAGAGUUAAAGCUUCCGCAGACAAACGGAGACGUCGCUGGUUUCGGUACUGAAAGCGAUCUUGAUGUUGACGAGGAAGACUUGACUCCAUCAUCCGGCUCAGAUGAUAUUUGGGACCUCAUAUCCGACGAUGAAGAAGACGACUUCAGUGAAGAGAGCUUCGAGCUACCGGGGAAAGAUACGUCGGUUGACGGAGCUGCUACUGGAACAAGAGGGUGGUUGCAACAACGAUGCUUAGAGAUCGCAAGCAGAGGAAGCGGUCUGGAGGCAGAGACGCUACAAGAACAGAUCACCGCAGUACUCGCCUCGGACAGCAGCGAUGACGAGCUUCAGAUGACGUUGGCGGACAUCGUUGGGUUCGAAGAGUUGGACUUCGUCUCCGAUGUCAUCAAAUUCAGAGGACAAAUACUCUCUGAGCCAGCAAAGGGUCCGCCAGGUCUGCUAUCGAAAGCAGAGCGUGAUGCACGGCUUCGCCAGCAGGACAUCGAACACAAGACGGCCACUGUAGCCGCAGCUCAGAACCGAUCUACGGAGGAGUAUCCGCACAUCUACAGGACGCACAACGCUGGCAACACUCUCUCCGCACACGGCAGGAAGUAUGCGUUGCCCAUUGGGAGCGAACGCUUCGACCGCGAGAAAUAUGAAGAAUACAGCAUACCUGCAGCGAAGGUUGGUGUCUUGGGGACGGGCCAGAAGCUCGUGCAGAUCAAGGAAAUGGAUGGCUUGUGUCGUCGAACCUUCAAGGGGUACAAGACUUUGAACCGAAUGCAGAGUUUGGUUUACAAUGUCGCAUACGAGACAAGCGAGAAUAUGCUCAUCUGUGCUCCUACUGGUGCUGGUAAAACGGACGCUGCUAUGCUUACAAUUAUGAACACGGUUGCGAAGAACAUCCACCCCAGUCCAAUCGACGAGCCGGACGCCACAGAGUUUGCCGUGCAUACCAACGACUUCAAGAUCGUCUAUGUGGCACCGAUGAAAGCACUCGCAGCCGAGAUUACGGACAAGCUGGGCAGAAGGCUCGCCUGGCUCGGUAUCCAGGUUCGCGAAUUGACAGGCGAUAUGCAUCUUACCAAGAAGGAAAUCACGCAGACCCAGAUUAUCGUGACCACGCCUGAGAAGUGGGAUGUGGUUACCAGGAAGUCUACCGGCGAUACCGAGCUUGUGCAAAAAGUGCGGCUUCUGAUCAUCGACGAAGUGCAUAUGCUGCAUGACGAGCGAGGAGCUGUGCUUGAGUCGCUGGUCGCCAGAACAGAGCGACAGGUGGAGAGCACCCAAUCGCUGAUCCGCAUUGUUGGCUUGUCAGCAACUCUCCCUAACUACGUUGAUGUCUCAGACUUCUUGAAGGUGAACCGGAUGGCUGGACUGUUCUACUUCGACCAAUCUUUCCGCCCAGUCCCACUGGAGCAGCACUUCCUUGGUGUGAGGGGGAAGGCCGGGUCGAAAGCAAAUAGGGACAACAUCGACCAGACCGCUUUCGAGAAAGUCAAGGACAUGCUAGAGCUUGGGCACCAGGUCAUGGUGUUCGUCCACAGCCGCAAGGACACGGUCAAGACAGCAAGGAUGCUGUACGACAUGGCCGCAGACCAAGGUCUGACAGAUCUCUUCGACCCGAGCCAACACGAAGGCUACACAAACGCAUUGCGAGAGGUGAAGACCUCCAAAGGCCGCGAGAUUAGAGAGCUCGUGACCAAAGGAACGGGGACACAUCACGCUGGCAUGCCGCGGUCUGACCGCAACAUGAUUGAGCGACUGUUCGCGGACGGUGUGCUGAAAGUGCUCUGCUGUACGGCUACGUUAGCUUGGGGUGUCAACUUGCCGGCUGCAGCUGUCAUCAUCAAGGGCACGCAGUUGUACAGCGCAGAAGCUGGCAAGUUCGUGGACCUUGGAAUUCUUGACGUUCUGCAGAUCUUCGGUCGAGCUGGUCGACCUCAGUUCCAAGAUACUGGGAUUGGUAUGAUCUUGACCAGCCAGGACAAGCUGCAGCAUUACUUGACCGCGGUCACACAGCAGCAGCCGAUCGAGUCGCAGUUCAGCAGGAAGCUGGUCGACAACUUGAAUGCUGAGAUUUCGCUCGGUACAGUGACCAGCGUUCCAGAGGCUAUCACAUGGCUUGGUUACUCCUACCUCUACGUCCGCAUGCGCCGCAACCCUAUCGCGUACGGCAUUGAAUGGUCGGAGAUUCGCGAUGAUCCAAAUCUGGUGCAGCGCAGGCGAGAGCUCAUCCUCAAAGCAGCGAGAGUCCUGCAGCAGAGCCAAAUGAUCAUCUUCAACGAGGUUACAGAAGAGCUGAGAGCGAAGGAUGUGGGCCGUAUUGCGAGCCAGUUCUAUGUCCUCCAGACUUCGAUCGAGAUCUUCAACACGAUGAUGCGCCCGCAGGCGACCGAAGCAGAUGUGCUGAAGAUGAUCAGUAUGUCUGGAGAGUUCGAUAACAUCCAGUCGAGAGAUACGGAGGAGAAGGAACUUAUGCGGCUAAAGGAAGAGUCAGCACCGUGCGAUAUCGAAGGCGGCAUCGGCACGCAGCAAGGCAAGACAAACGUUCUGCUGCAGUCUUAUAUCAGCAAGGCCAACCUCGAAGACUUCACGUUGGUCAGUGAUACCGCAUACGUUGCACAGAAUGCUGCGAGAAUUUGCAGGGCACUGUUUAUGAUAGCGCUUAACAGGCGCUGGGGAUAUCAGUGCCUGGUUCUGCUCAGCAUGUGCAAAAGCAUCGAGAAGCGUGUCUGGCCCUACGAGCAUCCGUUCCGCCAAUUUGAUCUACCGCAAGCCGUGCUGCGCAACCUCGACGAUAAGGGCUCCACGACAUCUGUCGAAUCCCUUCGGGACAUGGACUCAGCCGAGAUCGGGAGCCUUGUCCACAAUCAGAGGGCCGGCAGCACCAUUUCCAAGCUGCUUGACAACUUCCCCACCCUCUCAGUCGACGCAGAGAUUGCGCCUCUCAACAGAGACGUCCUUCGCAUCAAGCUGUACCUCACACCCGACUUCAAGUGGAACGACCGCCACCACGGGACGAGCGAGAGCUACUGGAUCUGGGUCGAGAACUCAGAGACCAGCGAAAUCUACCACCACGAAUUCUCCAUCCUCAGCAGGAAGAAGAUGUACGAUGACCACGAGCUCAAUUUCACAAUACCGCUGUCCGAUCCUUUGCCCAGCCAGAUCUACGUACGAGCCGUGUCUGAUCGCUGGCUUGGGGCAGAGACCGUCCAGCCCGUGUCAUUCCAGCAUCUCAUCCGACCGGACACAGAAAGCGUCUACACAGACCUUCUUAACUUGCAGCCACUGCCGGUCAAGGCUCUAAAGAACCCGCUACUUGAAGAGAUCUACGGGCAGCGCUUCCAGUUCUUCAAUCCCAUGCAGACGCAGCUUUUCCACUGCAUGUAUCACACUCCUGCCAAUGUUCUACUUGGGUCGCCGACGGGAUCCGGCAAGACGAUUGCAGCGGAGUUGGCUAUGUGGUGGGCCUUCCGUGAGCGGCCUGGCAGCAAAGUCGUCUACAUUGCACCUAUGAAGGCACUCGUCCGUGAGCGUGUACAAGACUGGGGCAAGCGUCUGACAAGACAAAUGGGGCUGAAGCUGGUGGAGUUGACUGGUGACAAUACACCAGACACUCGCACUAUCCGCGAUGCAGAUAUCAUCGUAACUACUCCCGAGAAGUGGGAUGGUAUCAGUCGUAGCUGGCAGACCAGAAGUUACGUCCAGCAAGUCAGCCUUGUCAUCAUCGACGAGAUUCACCUACUGGGCGGCGACCGUGGUCCUAUCCUGGAGAUCAUUGUUAGUCGUAUGAACUACAUCGCUUCACAGAAGAAGGGCUCUGUGCGUAUCGUCGGCAUGUCCACUGCAUGCGCCAACGCCAUGGAUCUUGCCAACUGGCUUGGAGUCAAGGAAGGCUUGUUCAACUUCAGACACUCCGUCCGACCUGUGCCCCUCGAGAUCUUCAUCGACGGCUUUCCAGAACAGCGUGGCUUCUGCCCGCUUAUGCAGAGCAUGAACAGGCCGACGUUCCUGGCAAUCAAGUCCCACUCCCCGGACAAGCCUGUCAUUGUCUUCGUUGCAUCCCGACGGCAGACCAGGUUGACCGCAAAGGACCUGAUCAAUUUCUGCGGCAUGGAAGACAAUCCCAAGCGUUUCGUGAGGAUGUCCGAGGAUGACCUUGGUGUGAACCUCAGUCGCGUCAAAGAUGAAGCACUACGAGAGGCUUUGAGCUUCGGCAUCGGCCUCCAUCAUGCGGGUCUUGUCGAGUCGGACAGACUACUCGCUGAAGAGCUCUUUGCAUACAACAAAAUACAGAUUCUAGUGGCGACAAGCACACUCGCUUGGGGCGUGAACUUGCCAGCUCAUCUUGUCGUGGUAAAGGGCACCCAGUUCUUCGACGCUAAGAUCGAAGGCUACAAGGACAUGGACCUUACCGAUGUCCUGCAAAUGCUGGGGCGAGCUGGGCGGCCACAGUUCGAUACUUCUGGUAUUGCCCGCAUCUUCACCCAAGAUUCGAAGAAGGCUUUCUACAAGCACUUCCUGCAUACUGGCUUCCCGGUGGAGUCGUCGCUGCACAACGUGCUCGACAACCAUUUUGCUGCCGAGGUUUCUGCAGGCACAGUGGCCACGAAGCAGGAUGCUUUGGACUACCUGACCUGGACGUUCUUCUUCCGGCGCUUGCACAAGAACCCGUCCUACUAUGGUCUGGAGAUCACAGCUGAGGAGAACAAUACCAUCGCAGCACAGCAGGCAGCCAACGACUUCAUGAUCGAGAUGGUGGACAAGUCUAUGGCUGAGCUGGCUGAGUCCGGCUGUAUCCAGCUUCACAGCAACGGCGACGUUGACUCAACUGCGAUGGGCAAAAUCAUGAGUUACUACUACUUGUCGCACAAGACCAUCCGCGAGCUCACACAGCACGCCAAACCAGAAGCCACGUUCCAGGAGGUCCUGAUGUGGAUGUGCAGAGCCACUGAGUACGAUGAGCUACCAGUACGACACAACGAGGAUCUCAUCAACGCCGAGCUGUCCGCGAAUCUGCCGUUGACGGCAGAGAGCUUCGGUCUGCCGAUGUGGGAUCCGCAUGUCAAGGCCUUCUUGCUGCUGCAAGCACACUUCUCACGCAUCGACCUACCAAUCAGCGAUUACGUCGGUGAUCAGAACUCGGUACUUGACCAGAGCAUUCGUAUCAUCCAAGCCAGUGUUGAUGUGCUCACCGAGCUUGGCUACCUGCAGAGCUGCAAGAUGAUGAUGACGCUCCUGCAGUGCGUGAAGUCUGCUCGUUGGCCUGAAGACGGUCCGCUUGCGAUACUGCCGAAUGUCGAAGUCGAAGAGGAGAAGAAGAGGCUCGCUAUAGGCAAGAAGCCGCUCAACCUUGUCGAAGCUACGACAGCGCCGCGACCUGACAUGGAGAGCGCUCUCAAGCAGCUGAAUCUUCCCAAUGCGACUCACGACAAGGCUUUCAAGGCUCUAGGCAGACUACCGCAGCUGCGUGUCAAUGUGUCGAACGUCAAUGCGCUUGGUCUGACAAUCAAUCUGGCCCGUGUGAAUCCAGUGCAAGACCGAGACUACCGCAUAUACGCGUCAAGAUACCCCAAGCCGCAGACGGAAGGCUUCUUUGCUCUCGUUUCGGACGCAGGGAAAGGAGAUAUCGUCGCGCUGAAGCGGGUCAACUGGCCUUCACCAGACAAGAACAGAGGCGGCAACGUCAGCAAGCCUUCGACGAGAGCCACGAUCAAGCUUCCGGAUAGCAGUGUGGACAGGAAAGUGACGAUAUCGAUUGUGAGUGAUAGCUACAUAGGCAUGGAGUGGCAGCUCGAGGAUGUAGAAGUACCGGCACCUCCAAAGCCGGUCGACGAUGGUGGCAAGAAGCCUCAGUAG
Molecule: messenger RNA, 5922 nt
Organism: Saxophila tyrrhenica
Lineage: Eukaryota; Fungi; Ascomycota; Dothideomycetes; Mycosphaerellales; Extremaceae
Gene: mug81
Product: putative steryl acetyl hydrolase mug81
Exons: 1
Coding region: 1-5922 (1973 amino acids)
Molecular function (GO): nucleic acid binding; ATP hydrolysis activity; ATP binding
Source: RefSeq, a predicted model, not a curated record